AUGAAAUGUUUUUUUAUGGCCCCAGGUGCAACUGUUCGUGAGGGGGCGCCACAACAAGGGGCAAAAAUAGGCUUCUACCACGUGAAAGAAUUUUCAUUCCAGCCAGAAGAUUUCCGAAAGAAACCACCACGAGGUGUGAUUGAUCUGAUAGAUGCGUGGAUUAGUCCAUCUAUCGAGGAUGAUAUUACAUUUAUUGUGCACACAUCUAGUGGGGAAACAUAUAAAUUAAGAGAUGUAAAAGAUAAUAUCAUGGCUGGUGAGAAUUCGGAUUUAAGUCUAUUAUCAAUUGAAGUAUUGAUUGGUCGUGUGGAAAUCGAUUUAGACGCGGAAUGUCAUUUACCAUGUAUUGUAUUUCGUUUACUCGAUUAUCCAGCUGUUUCUAUUUCCUAUUUUGAUCAAUGGCAAAUUGAACAAUUUCAUUUGUACAAGCAUGAAAAUAAUUUGAAAUCAUGGAAUGAGUUGUCAGAUCAAUUUUAUGAGUUACGUUCACCAAGUGGCGUCUAUGAAUUUAAACGUGGUAAAUCAUGUCUUUUCAAAACAUAUUUGAAUAGAUUACGUUCACAUUUGUUAAAUGUACCAUUAUUUUUAUUACUUAUCGAUCAAAUUAAUAUGGCGAAUGUAGAUAAUAGUUCAACACAAUUUGUCGGUAGCUGUACAAUUAAAUUAGACAAAUUAAUCGAAAAUUUAUAUAAUUCUAUUAAAAUGCAUGGUUACGAUACACCACUUGUCGAGCAGGAAACAAAUUAUUGUGAUUUAUUUAACCUGAUGGGUAGAAAAAUUGGCUCAUGUGAUCUCGCUGUUCGUCUAUGCCAUUAUGGUAAAACAAUUUUAACGCAUCUACCAAUGUUGGAUACUGAUCACAAGCACGUGGAACAAGAAAAAAAUGUGAAAAACCAGUUAGCAACCAAUACUGGAGUGACAGCUGAAAAACCUCUAGAAAAACAAAAAUUGCAACCUUCAAUCGAAAUAUCAGAUACCGUUGUUAAGCAUAUUGAGUUUGUUAAUGAGAAGAAAGAUGUUGCUUUACAAUUAUCUCGAUAUGAUUUUCCAUUAUCGAUGAAAUCAUGUGCUGUACAAACACAAUGGACAACGACAACAGUGAGACAAGAAAAACUUACUGUGACAACAACUGAACCAGGGGAUGAUUUAACUGUAAUGGCCUAUCGUCCACCACCACUCUAUUUCAAUUCUGAUUCUGACUGGCUUUGUAUGAAAGCAUCAAUUCCAUCAUCUCCAUCAUCACUUGAAAAAGCAAAAGAAAAUCGUCUUACUUAUCUUGCCUCCAUUCCAAUAGCGAGUUUUGAUGAAAGUAAACCCACAAAACAUCCUGUUAAUGUUCAUUUUGAUCUACGACGACAUGAAGCCAGCGAAAAGUCAUACUCGCCUACAUCACAUUUACCAAAAGAUUUUUUACAUAAUUUUCCACUAUUACGAUCCUUGGUACAGGAAGCACUAGCUAUUCAACAACGUAAUAUACCACAGAAAAAAAGAUUGCCGUUACCCAUUACUGAUCGUCCUCAUUCAGCCGAUCAACAAAUAAAGUCUACUAAACGAGUAAAAAGCCCUAGAAUAAAAUCCGCGCGAGUAAUUGUAAAACAAACUGAUCAAACAAAACGUUUAUAUCCAUUACCAUCAUCGCAAUCGAUGGUAUCAAAAACAGAAAUUCGUGCAUUAGUUGAUCGUUUAUCAAAGCCAAAGUUUAAUAAGAGAAUAGAAAAAGAAAUUCUUUUAAUAAAACAAACUCCAACAGUAGAACCGUUGAAAUCUGCGCGAUUAGUGAAUAACAAUGCUCAAACAAAAAAACCGCCUCGUUCAACCGCUAAUCCAUCGUAUAGCGUUACAAGAACAAUGAAACUUCGUGCUGCUCAUGCUCGUCGUCAAUCUCAAAUCGUCGCACCAGAUCAAACAAAAUCUAAGCAAAAUGCAUCAUCUCCAAAUAACAGUACUAAUCAACAACAAUUGUUAAACACAGCGACAUUAUCAUUACUCAACAAAGUCGACAUUGACAGUACAAUGGAAAAACCUCCGCAGAAAGAUGAACAAGCUCCAAUAUCAAACAUAGCAACAAAUACAUCAUCAACAGCAACAAGUAAAGAUGGCAGUUUCAAAAUAAAUACAUCAACUUCAACCACAACUACAACAGAUACGUUGAACUCAACAACUUUAGAAAAAUUAAAUUUAAAUCAACAACAAGAUAGAAAGGAUGAUGACAUUCUCUUUUCCAUAACUGAUGUAACAGAUUAG
This is a messenger RNA of Didymodactylos carnosus, 2244 nucleotides long. Lineage: Eukaryota; Metazoa; Rotifera; Eurotatoria; Philodinida; Philodinidae. The record is from the annotation of a GenBank genome assembly.